This is a messenger RNA of Stegodyphus dumicola, 993 nucleotides long. RefSeq names its product 5-hydroxytryptamine receptor-like. Gene Ontology annotation, biological process: adenylate cyclase-activating adrenergic receptor signaling pathway; positive regulation of MAPK cascade. NCBI's taxonomy places the organism in Eukaryota, Metazoa, Arthropoda, Arachnida, Araneae, Eresidae. The record is from RefSeq and is a predicted model, not a curated record. Gene Ontology annotation, molecular function: G protein-coupled receptor activity. Gene Ontology annotation, cellular component: plasma membrane.
CUCAAGUCCUUCAAAUGUCCGAUGCAGCAUAAAAUAGGAACUGUUUGACUGACUCAUUUCAAGGAAUCAGUUCCUUCUUGCUUUUGUACAUUCGUCAAAAAAGUAUGAAAGUAUUUUAAGAUAGCAUAAUAUAAGCUGGUCUGCCUUGAUGUUGUAAAUUUGUGAAAUGCGUACUUAUUCGUUCUAUGUCAGAUAGUAUAAACAUUUGGAAAUCUGUGACUAUGUAUUUGAUAUAAUGUUUUUAACUUGAAUCAGUUUAUUUCACUCAUUUUACAUCAAAUCUUCAAGCUGUAGUUUCUAUUAUGAAUGAUUAAACCAUAUACUUAGUAAAAAUCGUGACAAAUUAUGAAUUUCACAGAAACUCCUGAUCCAGAGCGAUUUGUUCACUUAUCUUUUGGAAACUGGACUAACGAAUCAAAUACAGUUAACGAGUUCGACAAUGAUUCUAAUGCGUCUGAUGAUUACGUUACAAGAAGUAAUCUCCAUUCUUCAUCCGUUUUAAUACCACAAGAUGUACCUCUUUCAACAGUGGUGCUGCUUGCAGUACUACUCGGUCUUUUGAUUCUCUCAACUGCUGUGGGCAAUUUAUUUGUUCUUGUGGCAAUAGUUCGAGAACGACACCUUCAGACCGUUGGCAACUACUUGGUGCUUUCGUUGGCAGUUGCUGAUAUGAUGGUGGCUUGUCUAGUCAUGCCGAUGGGAGCACAAUAUGAAAUUACAAACCAUGAAUGGCUCUUGGGACCGGAACUUUGCGAAGUUUGGACAUCUGGAGAUGUGCUAUGUUGCACGGCUUCCAUUCUGCACCUAGUCGCCAUUGCCCUGGAUCGCUACUGGGCAGUAACUAAUGUCCAGUAUGCCAGAGAGGGCAGAAGAAAAAGAAUAGCUAUCAUGAUAGCAAUUGUUUGGAGCGCCGGAUUCUUAGUUUCCAUUGCACCUAUACUUGGAUGGAAAGAUGAAAACUUCUUGCAGCGGAUACAAGAAGAAAGACAGUAA